UCUUGUUUUUUGUCCUUAUUAUUAUUAUUUUGGACUAUUAGAAAUGCUGCCAUACCAUUUUCUUCUGUUUAAAUAAUAUGCUUAACAUUUUGUGAGUGGUUUACGUCUUCUUUGUGUUAUUCUUUCUCGUUUUACGAAAUUUAAAUAGUGUUUUAUAAUGUUAUACCACACACCUAGGCAGCAAGACAGCAAAAUUUGUUCUGAAAAUGGCAACAAUCGAUAAUCGCUUCUCCCACCUGAACUGGAAAGCUCUCACUGUAUGCUUUUCCUAUAUUGUGACUGCUUAACCAGCUAGUCAUUUAGCAAAGUCUAAUUUCAUACAGUUUUAAGCCGUUUCGCUGGCGAUAGUUCAACAAGAGCCAACUAUCGAUAAAUGCGUUAGUGAAGUGAGUUGUUCGAUGAUCGAUACCGACCUUGUUGGGUUUGUUAAUCCCACUGAGUGACACUGCUUUGCUUUUGCGUGUGCAAAGUAUUUAUUGAGCAAAUAAUUUACAACCUAUCCUAUCAAAAGGUUCGGAUGAAGAGACGGAAAAGCUGAUAACGAAUCAACAUUCAAUCCCCUGGAGCCGGCAAGCAGCAUCCACUAUAUCCGCGUGUGUCUUAUCGCGAGUCGGUAUGACGAAAACGAGUCAAGUCUACAAAGGAAAGAAAAAAAUGCAUUGGAGUUGGGUUGAGCCAUACUUGGCGGUGCUGGUGCUCAGCCUAAACUGCCAACUGAACCUGGCCUCGCUAACAGUGUCUCGGGAAGAAAUACGCGCCGGCGACUCGUUCAAUGUCACCUGCAGCUGGGAUGACGAAUCGGUGAGCCCUGAGCAUAUUAAAAUCAAGGUGGCCCCCAGAAGCAAUCGAGCCAGCAACAGAAUGGAGACUACCACAACGGUCGUGGAAAGGGUGGAUAAUGCAACAGUUGGCAAAUGGCACUACGAGUGCAUGUGGGAUGGGAAGACCCUCGAGGCGCUGGAUGUUCGGGUAGGGGCACGACUGCAGGUUGAGGACUUUGAGUGCCGCAUGGAUUUAUACGAUUCCACAAUGAUGACGAGCUGCAGCUUCAGCAUGCCGAAUGGCUACCAGCUUGAAGAGGAUUUCUUGUAUCUGAGGGAAAAUGAGCUGCCGCCAGUCCAGUGCACGGAUUACCCGCACAACGCCACCCAGGUACUGUGCAGGAUUGACCCGGGCCUGACCCCAAAGACAAAAUUUGAAACGAGCCACAGCUACACUUUGAACAUGAGAGAUUCAGUCGGCAACCAGACGCAGCAUUUCAAUCGGACGCAAGCCCAGGUGCUGGUCUUGGAUUGGCCCAAUAAAAAGCAGCCUCUGACCCCGUUUGACAAUCAGAGUUGCUUGAUCUGGCAGAAUUCCGUCUGGUCUGAAUACUACCACCAAAGCGGGUCGAUUGACUGGCAUGUGCGGGUGAUACCCCUGAACGAUGACAUCCCCGAGAUCGAAAAUCCCCCUUACGAAGUGCGCUACUCUGGCACACGGUGUGAAAUGUUUUGCCUGAAAACGCCACACUAUCCGAACCAGCAGUUUGAGCUGCGCCUGCGACGCCGCUUUAACCAGCCAGAGGCGCCUUGGAGUGAAACAAUUACGCGCCAGUUCUGGGUACCAAAAUCAAAACCCAGCCGUCCGCCACGACUCCUGCCGAAUGGGUUCUUCUUCGAUCCCAGGUCCAAGGGGCUGUACAUCUUCUGGGAGCAGCUGAAGCCGCUGGAGCACAACGGACCCAAUCUAACGUACAGUCUGGCAACCACCGACGGUUCUUCCAGAAAGCAUGUGAGUCAUGUCGGCCGGAACUUUGCCAUGUUCCCCCACUGGGACGGCUCUACCGACUCCACCAUAUCCGUAUGCAGUGAAAACUCCGAGGGACGGUCGUUGAACUGCAGCGAUCUAUAUGUGCCAGUCCUAGACAACGCAAAGGAGCGACAGCCGACAGCAUUGAAAUACGACAAGGCCACAAACACCCUGAGCUGGACAGCGCCGGAGAGGAGCUCUGGCCUUCUGCAUUACACCGUCUACUGGUGCUCCCCCGUCAACGAUACACAAAAGAUUUGCGACGACUCCCAAGACAUUAAACUGCUGGAGCUGGACGGUGCUUCCCGGCAAGAGCACCACUUCAAUGGAUCGAUGGAGUUGAUUAAUUUAGGCGUAGCGGCCACAUACGAGGACAAAUUCAGCGGCGGUAUGAGAUGGUUACGGGUGGGACUGCCCACAGAGGUUGAAUUGGCCAAGAGCCGGUACCUGGAGGGCAUUGUCGCCCUGAUUGUGCUCUGCCUAAUCUUCAUCUCAUACCGAAGGCUUCAUAGAUGUUCGAGUAUUGAAAUUGACAUACCAAAUGGCGUAUACGAGGGACAGCGCGGUAUAACGGGUGUGAAACAUGAUGAGAAAGAUGUCACCAAAGUCCCAACCCAAGGCCACCGUGAAAACCAUAAAAUCCCAAAAGAGACGAAUUCUGGGAUUGAACUUGUAGUCAUAGAAGAUCCCAAAGAAUGCAUCAAACCUAUUCCUGUUACUGUUAAACCUUCGAAUGAACUUACAGGCUUUACAAUGCCUGAUACCUUAAAAAAUGGGACAAACCCGAUCUCAGAUCUGAAAGCUCUGUGUCCUACCGAAUCUGGAAUUGAAAAUACAUUAAAAACGCCUGGUAGAAUGGUAAAAGGUAGUGCGGUAGAGAAUUAUAACAUAGAUGACACCAAAGACGCAACCCAAUACCCUCCUGUGAACGCUAAGAUCCCAACGGAGCCAAGUUCUGGGAUUGAACUUGCGGUCAUAGAAGAUCCGAAGGAAUACAGCAGGCCGAUUCCUGUUACUGUUAAACCUUGGAAUGCACUUAUAGGCACAAUGGCUGAUAUGGUGAGAGAUGAGAAAAACCCGAACCCAGAUCUGGAAAUUAUGCUUCCCAUCGAGUCUAGAAAUGAAAACACAUUAAUAAAGACGAUACCCGGCAGAAUGGGUACGAAUCAGAUUGUGACUACUCCUGCAGGCUACGUGGAAAUGUUAGCAAGAGCAAGCAAGAGCGGGAGUGGGAGUGCGAGCGACAGCGAGAAGCCUUUGCCAAAAUCCAGCCCUGGAUAUGUGCAAAUUGACUUUAAUAAAAGUACCAACGGUAAUGGAUACGUAAUGCCUCCGCCUUUCAGAUAACCAUGGGCUCCCAUCACUACGUAAUACAUAGGAAGUAUAGGAAGAAUGAGAGUAGAGGAGUAUUGAAUGAGUCAUCACAUAAAGCAUAUGCCUGAGCAUGAGCCCUGCAUCCGGUGUUUGAUUUUAAAUGUUAUCUCGUAUAUUAUUCAUAAAAAAAAUGUUUCUCCUACAGACCAUAAGAAAAUUAAAAAUAACCAAAGAAUACAUACAUAAGCGAAUAUGUACAUAGUAUACUCGUAUAUAGUACUAAGUAAAUAAGAGAGAGAGUGCCAAACGAGAGGGAGAGUUGCUUUAAAUGAUAUUAUGAUUAAGACGUAUGUAAACAACGAUCACAAUGUCGAGAACCACCCCAUUAGCCCAUUAUCCAACCGCAUAUUAAAUGUGAAGCUGGAGUUCA
Molecule: messenger RNA, 3535 nt
Organism: Drosophila pseudoobscura
Lineage: Eukaryota; Metazoa; Arthropoda; Insecta; Diptera; Drosophilidae
Gene: et
Product: eye transformer
Exons: 3
Coding region: 616-3138 (840 amino acids)
Source: RefSeq, a predicted model, not a curated record